Molecule: messenger RNA, 5301 nt
Organism: Scylla paramamosain (green mud crab)
Lineage: Eukaryota; Metazoa; Arthropoda; Malacostraca; Decapoda; Portunidae
Exons: 29
Coding region: 162-4802 (1546 amino acids)
Source: RefSeq, a predicted model, not a curated record
CUCGCAUCCUCCUUUAUAGAGACCUUGACCACAACUGAGCAUUUUUUUCUUGUACCCAACGCUCGCCUCACACACACUGUUGCUUCAGUCUUGCAUGCAUCUCUGUACCGUGCGGAUCCACUCCUCUUGUGACUUGUGAUUGUGUUGUGGGUUAAAGAAGGAUGGCGCGUAGCGCGGCUGUAGUGGCGAUGGCUGUGAUGGUGGUGGCGAUUGCUGCAGAUGUACCAUUCAUUGAGACUAAAGACGGGCGCGUCUCAGGCAUUGUGGAAGAGUCGUUGAAGGGCCGAGACUUUUUCUCAUUCUACGGUAUUCCUUAUGCUCAGCCACCCUUGGGAAAGCUGCGAUUCAAGGACCCUGAGCCCUUCCAAAACUGGGCGGACAUAGGUGAAGCCUCCAUCCCUGCAGCACCAUGCAUCCAGUUUUCAUUUGCGGCAAAGAUAAUCGGAAAGAAUGAAGUGUUGGGUAAGGAAGACUGCCUCUACCUCAACGUCUUUACACCCAAGGUGAAAGAAAACGCGAACUUACCGGUUAUGGUCUGGCUUCAUGGAGGCGCAUUUCUUCGCGGUAGUGCCGAAGAAUACCUUCCUCAUGUUCUCCUCGAUCACGACGUUGUGCUGGUGGUGGUGCAGUACCGGCUGGGUGUCUUGGGUUUCCUUUCUACCGAGGACUCGGUAAUGCCUGGGAACCUUGGCCUCAAGGACCAGACCAUGGCGCUUCAGUGGGUGAAGAGGAAUAUCCAACUCUUUGGCGGAGACAAUACGCGGGUCACCAUUUUUGGGGAGAGUGCCGGCGGGGCCUCCGUUCAUUUCCAGAUGCUGACAACAAGAGCGAAAGGUCUUUUUUCCCGUAGUAUUCUACAGUCCGGCACGGCACUGUGUCCCUGGGCCCUCAACAAUAGUCCUCGGAAAGCAGCGCUUCAAGUGGGCAGUACUCUUGGCUGUCCUACAGACCAGGGUAGCGAGGCUCUCCUUCUCUGCCUGCAGGGAUUGGAUGCAAAGGCCCUCUUUCCUCUUACCGAAGAUUUCACAAAAUGGUUCAGAUUACCAUUUAUCUUUACUCCUUGGGUGGACGGUCACUACCUGCCUGACCACCCUGCCCAACUAAUGCGUGAAGGGCGCCACGCAAAGGUGGACAUCAUAUCGGGCAUCACCAGAGACGAGGGAGCUCUUGGUGCUUUGCCUGCGUUAGCCGAGAAGCAUUUGCUGGAAGAACUACAGCGCAACUUCAGUGUGGCCGGACCUGCGUCCCUUGAGCUUGUGGGCAGGAGCGAGGACCCAGUGGGCGUGGCGCGUCAGCUGUACCACCACUAUUUGGGCACCACCCACGUCACUGAGGCGCACGCUGAAAACUUCAUGAGGAUGUUUACUGACAAUCACUUUGCCGUGUGCCAUGACCUCACCACUGCCCGCCACGCCCAGGCAGUGCACCCCACCGGCCGCACCUUCCGCUACGAGCUGCAGCACUACGCACAGCUCUCCCUGAGUCAGCUGCUGUGCCCUUCCUGCGACAAGAAGUGGGUGAGUCACGUUGACGACCUGUACUACCUGUUCCGUGGCGGCCCUCUCCUGACGCCGCCAACCGCACCCCAAGACCGUCCUAAGGACCUGCAGCGGCCUGACGACCUUGCCCUCAGAGACAUCAUCACGACUCUCUGGACCAACUUUGCUGCCACCGGGAACCCAACCCCUGACGCCUCCCUGGGCUUCACGUGGGAGCCCAGCACAGCAGACAACCUGCAGUACCUCUCCCUCACACUCACGCCCUCUAUGCAGCCCGACAAUCGCAAGGAGACGCGCAGGUUCCACAACUCCCUUCCACUCCAGGAAAAUCUAAUCCUUCAUCCUCACCUGGUGGAAGGCGGACCAGAUGCACCAGAGGAUGCCACACGCUCCCUAAAGACUGAGCUUUAUGUCACAGCGUCGCAGGCCGGGGAAUCCCUGAAAAUGACAACGCUCAAGCGCUCAAUUCAGAAUGGUCAGACCAUUGACAGGUGCAAGAAAAAUCAGACCAAAUAUUUAGCCUCAGGGACCAAAAGACAACACAUAUGGACAUCAGGACAAGAGCAAAGAAGUUCUCUGGAAAAAUGUGUGAAGCUCACAAAGCAUAUUAUGCUGUGCCAGUUGGGAACCAAAAAAAGACCUGGGCACCUCAUUUUGCUUGUGACCAUUAGAUCUUGGUUUGACAAAGUCAAAUGCUCCUCCAAAAGCCUGAAAGCUGUACUUCUGCACAAUGGAAACAAGUAUCUAUCUCUAUCUCUUGCUCAUGCUGUGCAUCUUAAGGAGGACUACAACAAGUAUGGUUGGGAAGUUAUUGGUGACUUCAAGAUGGUGGCUUUCUUGAUGGGGCUGCAAGGAGGUUUUACCAAGAAUCUCUGUUUUCUUUGGCUUUGGGACACUUUUGACAAGGAGUCAGCUGCCUUUAAAUAUCUCCAAGACUUUUUUCCUAAGCUUUCAGAGGCAAAGGUGAAAGCUGAUAGGACCACACAUAUGGAGUGCUCAGAAUUUCUACAGAAGCUCAUAGAAAAGGAGAAAAAAAAGUCUUGGGAGCGCUUCAUUGCUAUAGUACAAAGUUUUCUUGGCAACAACAAGGCUGAUAACUAUAUGGAACUGGUUGAAGCUUUAGUGAAAAGCUAUGGUGAGAUGUGCUGCAGAAUGUCCUUUAAGGCCCAUAUCCUAGAUGCUCACCUUGACAACUUAAAGAAGAAUAUGAGAGCAUAUUCAGAGGAACAAGGGGAGCCCUUCCACCAAGAUAUAAUGAACUUUGAACAGAGAUAUCAGGGAUCCUUCAAUGAAAAUAUGAUGAGAGACUACAUUUGGAGGCUCAUAAAUUGGCCCGUAUUUCCAAUCGCAUUGCGUUCUUCCCCUCUAACCCAGCACAUCACCCAGCUUUCCCCACUCAGGAUGGCGUAUAAAUUGAACUCCACGAUUCCACUCACUACUCAGCCUCGGUCCCCACACGACAGAAGCAUCGGCACAUCUCAGCAUAAAAUCAUUUUUUCUCUUCGCUCGUACUUGACAACCCUAAACAACGGAGGAAUGUGGCCUAGCCCGCCUACAGUGCUGGUGGCGGUGCUGGUGGUAGUGGUAGCUCAAGUAACUGCUGCGGAAGUGCCACUCGUUGACACUGAAGAUGGACGGGUCUCGGGCAUCGUGGAAGAGUCGGUGAAGGGCAGAAAUUUUUUCUGUUUUUAUGGUAUUCCCUACGCUCAGCCACCCUUAGACAAGCUGCGGUUCAAGGAUCCCAAACCUGCACCAAGAUGGAAGGGAACACGUGACGCCUCAGUGCCUGCGGCGCCCUGCCUUCAGGGCGACCUUAUGGAUGAACAAGUGAGAAAGGAGACCUUGAGGGGUAAAGAAGACUGCCUCUACCUCAAUGUCUUUACACCAAAGACACAGGUGAAGGAAGAUAGACUUCUGCCGGUGAUGGUUUGGAUUCACGGAGGAGGGUUUUAUGCUGGCAGCGCUCAAGAAUACCUUCCUCAUAUCCUUCUCGAUCAGGACGUGGUGUUGGUAGCGAUACAGUACCGGCUUGGUGUUCUGGGUUUCCUAUCCACUGAAGACUCGGUAAUGCCUGGGAACCUUGGUCUCAAAGACCAGACGAUGGCGCUCGAAUGGGUGCAGAGGAACAUACACGUCUUUGGCGGGGACAAGACGCGUGUGACCAUUUUCGGGGAGAGCGCCGGUGGGGCCUCCGUCCACUUCCACAUAUUGACACCAAAGAGUGAAGGUCUUUUCUCCCGUGCUAUUCUGCAAUCGGGAGCUGCACUGUGUCCUUGGGCUGUCAAUAGAACACCUCGGAAAAUUACCCAUGAAGUGGCCAAUAUUCUUGGCUGCCGCACAGAUCAGGGAAGCGACUCCAUCCUCGUUUGUCUGCAGGGAAAGGAGGCAGCUGACCUUGCUCUUCUUUAUCAAGUAGCACGCGAGUGGUCAAUUCUGCCGAAUGUCUUCACUCCUUGGGUGGACGGCGACUACCUACCAGAUCAUCCUGCCCAGCUGAUGCGUGACGGGCGCCACACCGAGGUGGAUAUCAUAGCUGGCGUCACAAGAGAUGAAGGGGCCUUUUUUGCAUUGGUUCCACUGAGAGAGAAACAUUUACUGAAAGCGCUACAACACAACUUCAGCAUGGCGGGACCUCCGUCCCUUCAACUAGUGGACAAGAGCGAAGACCCAGUGGGAGUGGCGCGCCAGCUGUACUACCACUACUUGGGCACCACCCACGUCACCGAGGAGCAUGCUGAGGACUUCAUGAGGAUGUUUGGCGACCGUCACUUUGCUGUGUGCCAUGACCUCACCACCGCCCACCACGCCCGCCACUUGCACCCAAGCAAAAAAACUUUUCGCUACGAGCUGCAACAUUACGCACAACUCUCCUUCAGCCAGCUGCUCUGUCCCACCUGCAGCCGUGAAUGGGUGAGCCACGCCGAUGACCUGUACUAUUUGUUUCGCGGUGGCUCGUUCUUGACCUCGCCAACCGCACCACAUGAAAGACCUAAGGACCUGCAGCGCCCUGACGAUCUGGCCCUCAGAGACAUCAUCACGACUCUCUGGACCAACUUUGCUGCCACCGGGAACCCAACACCUGACGACUCCCUGGGCUUCACGUGGGAGCCGAGCACAGCAGACAACCUGCACUACCUCUCCCUCACACCCUCGCCCUCCAUGCAGCCCGACAAUCGCGAGGAGGCACGCAAGUUCCACAACUCUCUUCCCACACAAGAAAAUUUAAUCCUUCAUCCCCACCUGGUGGAAGCCAGGCCUCGGGAACCAUUGGACGUCACGCGCUUCUCAAAAACAGAGCUGUGAGCCACUAAGUUUUGAAAAAUACACCCAAGUCUAUCAGAAAUGUGAUAAUUUUAAGCAUUAUGUAGAAGAGUGUAUUUGCAUGAAUAUUGAGAUUAUCGACCAUCGAACAACAAAAAUGCUAUCAUAUUUUAAGUCAUAUCUCCAAUAUUGAGAUUUAGAAUUAGUUGAGUUGACAACGAAGAUUACAAGUAAAUAAUUGAAUGUAUAUGGAGGUAAAUAAUUAUAAAUCAUCUGUGAAAACAAAAAUGUCGACAUUAUAAUCAAUAAGAUUACUAAAGUCUAAUGCAAUUUUGAAGGCUUUUGAAACAGACAUACGUUGAUUCGUAUUUCAUAACUUGAUAUGGUUAUUUUCAAGUUACAUUUAUAUGAUGAUUAUAGACGACUUCCUGUACAUUAUAAAGUUUGUAGAUAUAGACCCUAACCUAAUUAUAUAAGCAAAGACUUUUCACGUCACAUGUCCUAUCCGAGUGUUUGAUGUUUGAAUAAAUGAUUUACAAAG